Messenger RNA from Penicillium chermesinum, 258 nucleotides. RefSeq lists its product as uncharacterized. Lineage: Eukaryota; Fungi; Ascomycota; Eurotiomycetes; Eurotiales; Aspergillaceae. Bases 1 to 258 code for a protein of 85 amino acids. The record is from RefSeq and is a predicted model, not a curated record. The transcript has a single exon.
AUGACCAUCCGCCCCGCCAAGCAGUUAAACUUCGGGAUCUCGAUCGGCUGCCCCGGAGAGUAUGAGAUCGCGAAGCCUGGUGAGCCUUCAGCUUUGUCUGUUGCUGCAUUCUCUCUCUCUGUAUCUGCCAGGAACAGUCCGCACUCUGCUCGAUUGCCUGCCCUCCUGGCUGUUUACUGCCCGGGUCCCGCAGAUGUCAAGCCGGGAAAGCAACAUGGCACCUUAAUAAACAAAAGCAGGGAUCCAUGGGGCGUGUAA